Molecule: messenger RNA, 597 nt
Organism: Fomitopsis serialis
Lineage: Eukaryota; Fungi; Basidiomycota; Agaricomycetes; Polyporales; Fomitopsidaceae
Exons: 4
Coding region: 1-597 (198 amino acids)
Source: RefSeq, a predicted model, not a curated record
AUGCCGUUGCACGAGUACAGCGAACGCUUCCGCACGGCUUUUGAGGAGGAAUCAGACUUCACGGUCCUUGGUGUGAACUCCGGCCUUGUUUACGACACCUUCGAGCAGUCACUCUCGCCAGCGACCCCCUUCACGGUUCCGCAGGCUACAUACGUACAGGCGCUCUGGCACACGGAUGCACCCUAUGCCUCGUAUCCCUCCGCGCUGGACGAUAGACGUACACGUGAAGCUUACCACACCAGCGGGUUCGACGUAUUUUCCGCGUCGCCAGCGUCGCUCCAGAUGCACAUAACCUGUCGCUGGGAUGGCUGCGACGCCCAAGUCCAGCGCACCAAGGCUGCGGUUAGGACUCAUCUUCAAAAUUCGCACUUCAAGAAAGCGCAGUCCUCCUCCGCGAAGAAGCGCGGAGUCGCGAUCCGCUGCAGGUGGGACGGAUGCACACUCGAGCGGAUGCAUGCGACCAACGUCUGGAGGCAUGUCUACGAGAAACACGCCCACGUUACCGAGAAGGUGCAGUGCAAGCUGUGCAUGGCGGAGUUUACGCGGGUGGGGUCGCUGCGCAGGCAUCGCGAGUGCUGUCCCGGUCCAACAGCGUGA